UCCUGGGACCAGCUGCAGACGCGGUGUCGCCAGGAAAAGGUGUCCUGUAAGCUCCUUGGUGUCAGCAAGAACAACAUCAACGACUAUGAGGUGGAGUACCUGUGCGACUACAAGAAGACGAAGGUGAGCGGCGCGCGGGUGCUGAAACCGAUUCGGAUCCGCCCCCACAUCGCGUGUGAUGCUGAUGUCACUGCCCGGGGUAGCUGCAGUUGAUAUCGCGGACGUGCAUGCCACAGGUAAACGCAGGGCGCACCCACACGCUCGGCUCCCUGGCUAAACUGCUCAGGAGUAAAAAGGAGGUGGAGUUCUACCUGGUGAAGUGGAAGGACUACCCCGAGUCGGCCAACACCUGGGAGCCGCGGCGGAACCUGAAGUGCUUCAAGCUGCUGCGGCAGUUCCGGCAGGACAUGGAGGCGGAGCUCCGGCGGCGGCGGAAGCGCCUGGGCGGCAAGCGGCUGGACCCGGGCGUGGCGUCCUACCUGGCGCAGCGCGCCAAGCAGCGGCAGCGGCUGCAGCGCUGGGAGGCGGAGCUGAACGCCACCAGCAGUCACAAGGGCCGCAUCUUCGUCCGCAACGACGCCGACCUGGACGGCCCGCCGCGCGACUUCACCUACGGCAACAACUACCGGGCGGGCGACGGCGUGUCGCUGACGGAGGUGGCGGCCGGCUGCGAGUGCUCCGACUGCCUGGGCGCGCCCGUGGGCGGCUGCUGCGCCGGCGCCGCCCUCCACCGCUUCGCCUACAACGAGCGCGGCCAGGUGCGGCUCCGCGCCGGCCUGCCCAUCUACGAGUGCAACUCGCGCUGCCGCUGCGGGCCCGACUGCCCCAACCGCGUGGUGCAGCGCGGCAUCCAGUACGACCUGUGCAUCUUCAAGACCCCGGACGGGCGCGGCUGGGGCGUGCGCACCAUGGAGCACAUCCGCAAGAACUGCUUCGUCAUGGAGUACGUGGGGGAGAUCAUCACCACGGAGGAAGCGGAGAGGAGGGGACACAUCUACGACAGGCAAGGCGCCACGUACCUGUUCGACCUGGACUACGUAGAGGACGUGUACACGGUGGACGCCGCGCACUACGGGAACAUCUCUCACUUUGUCAACCACAGCUGCAACCCCAACCUGCAGGUGUACAACGUCUUCAUCGACAACCUGGACGAGCGGCUCCCCAGGAUCGCCUUCUUCUCCACGCGGCCAAUCAGAGCAGGGGAGGAGCUCACGUUCGACUACAAGAUGCAGAUCGAUCCGGUGGACGCGGAGAGCACGAAGAUGGACUCUAACUUCAGCCUGGCCGGCCUCACUGGCUCUCCCAAAAAACGCAUCCGCGUGGAGUGCAAGUGCGGGGUGGAGUCCUGCAGGAAGUACCUGUUCUAACAUACCCCCCCCCCCCC
This is a messenger RNA of Anguilla anguilla (European eel), 1384 nucleotides long. It is a transcript of the gene suv39h1a, whose product is annotated as suppressor of variegation 3-9 homolog 1a. NCBI's taxonomy places the organism in Eukaryota, Metazoa, Chordata, Actinopteri, Anguilliformes, Anguillidae. Gene Ontology annotation, cellular component: nucleus. The record is from RefSeq and is a predicted model, not a curated record. The transcript has 6 exons. Gene Ontology annotation, molecular function: protein binding; histone H3K9 methyltransferase activity; zinc ion binding. Bases 228 to 1367 code for a protein of 379 amino acids.